This is a messenger RNA of Echinococcus granulosus, 2421 nucleotides long. RefSeq names its product Voltage-dependent L-type calcium channel subunit beta-2. Gene Ontology annotation, molecular function: high voltage-gated calcium channel activity; protein binding. Gene Ontology annotation, biological process: calcium ion transmembrane transport; chemical synaptic transmission; regulation of voltage-gated calcium channel activity. Lineage: Eukaryota; Metazoa; Platyhelminthes; Cestoda; Cyclophyllidea; Taeniidae. Bases 1 to 2421 code for a protein of 806 amino acids. The transcript has 12 exons. The record is from RefSeq and is a predicted model, not a curated record. Gene Ontology annotation, cellular component: voltage-gated calcium channel complex.
AUGAAUAGGGCUAGCUUUUACGGCAAUAUGGUGGACUACUCCGAGAGUUCGGAUGAGUCGUCGGACGAAGACCAAUUGCUGCUCCGAGCGGAGCUUCGUGAGCAGGAGCAACGUGCUCUAGUCGAACUGGACAUUGCUUUAAAUGCUCCAGUUGCGUUUUGCGUGCGCACUAAUGUUGAGUUUGAUGGUCUUCUGAACGGCCUCGACGCACCGAUUCCCACAAAAGUGAUCAGUUUUGCGGCGAAGGAGUUUCUGCAGGUAAAGCGUCGCUUUGACCAAAACUGGUGGAUUGGACGGGUGGUACGCGAUGGCGCACUGAUCGGCUUUUUGCCGAGUCCUUCGAAGUUGGAGACACUGCGCCAUUCCAUUCAGACCAACCUCUCCCAGCUCCUCCUCUCUGAGGCUCUCAACGUUGCUGCCUCCAGUAGUCCCGCUAAUGCCUCCUCUGGCUCUGGGGCCGGCACUAAUUCCCUCAACUCCACUAAGGCCUCCGCGUGGCCAGCAGCUUUGGCAAAUGGGAACACACCGCACACCAACGAUCUUGCUGGACAUUGUAGCAAGCACGUCUUCUUCGGAGAUGGAAAACCAAAGGGAACCGAAACUUUAAUUACACCAGGUCUCGGAGUCUCGCUGCCUGAUAUGGAGUCUGAAAAGACGGCAGCACAGGCAGUUCCAAGUCUGGCAACUACUCUUCCCUCUACGCCUAAGAAGAAGCCCUUUUUCAAAAAGGGCUUCACCGGGCCCCCCUAUGACCUGGUACCAAAUGUACGACCAGUGGUGGUGGUGGGGCCUGCACUCAAGGGCUAUGAGGUCACCGACAUGAUGCAGAAGGCGCUCUUUGACUCCCUCAAGCGGCACUUCGAGGGACGCCUUGUUGUGACUCGUGUGGUGAGUGAUAUUUCCGCGUGGAAAAGAUUGAAUGUGUUGGUGAAUAUGGACAAAAAAGCUCUCACAGAUCGUACUCGCGGUAGGCAAAUCAUCACAGCCCUUGAGGUUCAGCGUGAAAUCGAGCGGAUCUUCGACCUCGCCACCUCAAUGCAGUUGGUCGUUUUGGAUAGCGAGGCAAUCAACCAUCCACAUCAGAUCGCCAAAUCCCCUCUUGCUCCCAUAAUGGUCUACAUUAAGAUCUCUAGCAUCCGCGUGCUCCAACGCCUAAUCAAAAAUCGAGGGAAAACUCAGAAGAAGCAGAUCAGCUCCCAAGUGGCCGCCGCCGAGAGGUUACUUCAGUGUGCAGAGGAGAGCUUUGAUGUCGUUUUGGAACAAAAUAGUCUGGAGAGUGCUACGGAGGCGUUGGCGAACUACCUCGAGUCCUACUUGAAAGCACUUCACCACUAUCGGGAUCACGGUAAAGGUGACCGUCAGUUCUCCCCUCCGCCGUCUCACAUGAGCCUAAAGACUAACGAGGCCAAGCCCUUGCCCCCCAUGAUCCCCGGUCGGCCUGGGCUCAACAUCGCCUUCGCUGCAGCGGGCUCAGCCGGCUUCCAAUUGCAAGAACUGUCCGCCCUCGCUGGUGAUCGCCACGCGGGCCACUCAAGCACUCCGGGUGAGGGUGAAUGUGAAGGCGGUAACGAGGGCGAGGAGGGAGAUGAGGAGAGGGAGAAGAAGGAAGGGAAAGAUGAAGUCAAAAGAGGGGAAGGCGAGGGCGACAAGGCGGAGCACAAGAUGGACACUGACAAUACUGACAGGGACAGUGGAGGAUUCGCCAGUACGGAAGCUAAGAAGAAGCCGCUCUCGGCGCUCAAGGUGGGUAAGGCAGAGGGCAAACGUGAAGGCGGCGGCAUCUUGAAGCUAGGUGCGGGCAAGAAGCACAAACAGACCCUGACCCAAAUCAUCCCUGAUCGCGCGCACGCUAUUGCCCUCGCUGAGGCGGUGGUAAAGAACGCCAACGCCGCUGCUGCCGCUGCAGCUGCUACUCGUCUAGACGUGCCGGGCGGAGCCACUAUCGGCCUCCAUCAGUCCCACCAGGCAGCCCACAGCGAUCCCAGUGGCACUCCCAAAAUUUAUGCGAGUCGGUCCUCAAGGCAGGCAAAACAACGUCAAGAGGAGAUGGAGAACGCGCGGCGGCGGUCAGAGGAGGCGGCACGAGCAGCAGCGGAGGCGCGAGCAGCAAGCGGGGCACAGCGACAGGAGAAGAGACGCCAGCGACGCCUCCUUCUCGCUGAGCAGGCUGCCGCUGCAGCUGCGCGCUACGGUGGUGGUGGAGCAGUGAAGUUUGGUGAUAAUGUGAGUAGCGAAAAGGGAUUAGUAUUGGACCGCGGGUCCAGAGCCCGCAUGCCACCCGACGAGGAGUCGCAGAGCUCGCCGGGAAGCAACCUGCGGAGGAACACCUCCAGCGCCACAGAGGCCUCUGGCCCCCUGGGUCCUAAAUCACCCUACAACAAGGCCAUCCCCCUUAUUAUCCACCCACCUUCGGAGAACUAA